UCCCGCCGCUAAGAUGCAUGUGAGGAUAAACGUGUUUAAGUGGACUCUGUUUAAACUUUCGGGAUGUUUCACCUCAGACUCAUCUCCUGUUAGCCAAGAAUGCUGAAGGAAGUUAGCUUGUCAGCAGGAAGUAGCCGGAGCCGGAGCUCGGCCUCACAGUGUGUAUUUUAUCAGAGUGAGCUGCGUGUCUGUAACGGAGUGUGUCUGGAGGAAAAGCUGCUGUAAACAUGUCUAAAGUCCAAACGCUGAGAGCUUUUGUCCAGCAGCGACUAAGUGCGGCUGCUGAAGAGAUAUUUGAGCUGUUUGAAAGAACGAUAGCAGAGUACGAGGAGGAACUUUGUGGACAACGCAAACUACUGGACGCUGUUUUCAAGCCUGAAGUCCGGUUACACAGAGCAGACGUCCAGCUGCUGUUGGUGAGUAAAGAAGAGGUUCCCCCUGAGCAGCUGGAGAGCAGCCCCAGUGUGGACCAGGAGGACCCACCAGAGCGUCCACACAUUAAAGAAGAGCGGAGCCCCAGUCUGGACCAGGAGGACCCACCAGAGCGUCCACACAUUAAAGAGGGGUGGAGCCCCAGUCUGGACCAGGAGGACCCACCCGAGCCUCCACACAUUAAAGAAGAGCGGGGCCCCAGUCUGGACCAGGAGGACCCACCAGAGCGUCCACACAUUAAAGAGGGGUGGAGCCCCAGUCUGGACCAGGAGGACCCACCAGAGCCGCCAUACAUUAAAGAGGAAAAGGAGGGAGAUCAACUUCGAGGACUGGAGAAUGCUGAUAUUACCAAGUUCCUAUUCACUCCUGUCCCUGUGAAGAGUGAAGAAGACAAUGAAGAGACACCUCAGUCCUCACAGCUUCAUCAAAGAUUAACUGAACAGAUGAAAAGAAACCCUGAUGGAGAGGACUGUGGACCAGAACCAGACAGGAACUCAGAUCCAGAGAGACAUUUACAACCAGCUACAGAUGACAAGACGUCACACUCGUCUGAAACUGAUGACAGUUGUGAUUGGGAGGAGACCAGGAAACCUCAAUCAGGUUCGAAACCUCUGCAAAGUGGAUGUAACACUGAUGAGAAACCAUUUGGAUGCUCUGAGUGUGGGAAACAAUUCAACCAUAACUCAACUCUGAGACGACACAUGAGAUUUCACACAGUAGAGAAACCAAUAAGGUCAUUUAGCAGUAAAAGAUUUAUUCAAAGGGUAAGUCUGACACACCACAUGACACUCCGCAAGGGGGAGAAACAUCGGCAGGACUGUGGAGGACCAGAACCAGUCAGGAACUCAGAUCCAGAGGGAUAUUUACAACCAGAUACUGAUGAUAAGACUUCACACUCCUUUGAACGCAAGACUGAUAACAGCUGUUAUUUGGAAGAGACCAGGGAACCUCAGUCAGGUUCAAACCCUCUUCAAAACAAUGAAGUAUCUGAACGUGAUCAGGAAUGUAGUACUGUAAAAACAUCAAGUAGCUCCUCUGAAUGUGCUACAAGCUCUGGCCACAAGGGACGUCUGCAGAAACGCAAGAGAAUGCAAACAGUAGAUAAACUGUUUAGUUGCUCAGUUUGUAAAAAAAGUUUUAGUGACAGAAGGAAUUUGUCCAGACACAUGAAAAUCCACACAGGGGAGAAACCCUUCAGUUGUUCUGUCUGUGGUAAGACAUAUGUCCAAAAGGAACAUCUGAGACAACAUAUGGCAAUCCACACAGGGGAGAAAUCCUACGGUUGUUCCACCUGUGGUAAAGCAUUUGCCCAAAAGUCCCAACUGAGGCGACAUAUGGCAAUCCACACCGGGGAGAAACCCUUCAGUUGUUCUCUCUGUGAUAAAACAUUUGCACAAAAGUCACAUCUGAAACCACAUAUGGCAAUCCACACAGGGGAGAAACCCUUCAGUUGUUCUAUCUGUGGUAAAGCAUUUGCACGAGCAGCACAUCUGCAACCACAUAUGGCAAUCCACACAGGGGAAAAACCGUUCAGUUGUUCUCUCUGUGAUAAAACAUUUGCACAAAAGUCACAUCUGAGACCACAUAUGGCAAUCCACACAGGGAGGAAAGCCGUCAGUUGUUCCCUCUGUGGUAAAACAUUUGCAUUUAAGACACAUCUGAGACAACACUUGAUUAGCCACAGGGGAGAAACCCUUUAGUUGGAGCAUUUUUGAUAAAACAUCCACUUGCCUCUAACAAACCUGAAACCACGUGUGCUGGUGAGAGCAGAGGAUGGAAAUGAAGCUGCAGAGAUGCUUGUUGAGCAGAUUCCCUCCAGCAGGACUUCAGUACUGAGGUCAAGACUUGACUCAACACUGAUCAGUUCAGAACUGUGACACAGACUUGUGACACAAAUCUUGCUUCAUGCUUGUAGCCAAGUUAACAUUUUAACAUGGUUUUUAUUUGUGUCACAUAACUUGUUCCAUUUCUGUGUACUGUGCUUUUUGGUGUUACAUGUAUUCAUCGAUUUAAAAUGGGUUAAAAUUGUGAUGCAUUUAUUCUGUUUUUUGUUUGUGGCUGCAGUUUUCUUAAGGAGCGUCAGUCCACUGUUCCUCAGAGGAGCCGGUCUGUUUCUGAUCCGCUCUGUUUGAUUGUAAAAAACACUUGUUCGAUACUUCCUGUAGCUGCAGUUUCUCCAGCAGCUGCUGCUAUAGAGUUGACUUUUACUUUGAUCCACUGCAGGAAGGUUACAGUUUUCACCGUUAAAAGCUCAACAUAUUGUAAAA
This is a messenger RNA of Micropterus dolomieu (smallmouth bass), 2699 nucleotides long. RefSeq names its product gastrula zinc finger protein XlCGF26.1-like. NCBI's taxonomy places the organism in Eukaryota, Metazoa, Chordata, Actinopteri, Centrarchiformes, Centrarchidae. The record is from RefSeq and is a predicted model, not a curated record. The coding region runs from base 228 to 2132 and encodes 634 amino acids. The transcript has 2 exons.